AUGAUUGAAGUCGGGGUCGUAAACAACGAAACACUGGCCGUUCCCACGGGGGAGAUCAAAAAGCAAGCAAGAGAAAACCAUGUUGCCCUUGAGUUUGAUCCUGAUUUCCUCAAAGCGAAGUAUAUUGCCGAGAAGGAUAAAAGAAUCAAGAAUGGCGGCCUGGAGCAGUUCAAGCUGGUCCGAGACCAUAAGAGCUUGCUCAAAUUUGUCGACGACCCUUACGUGAAGCCAGGAUUGACGCGCGAGCCUAUUAAGCACCUUUACGACUUCGUAGUCAUUGGUGGUGGAUUUACCGGCGUCCAAGUCGGAGCAUGUCUCGUGCAGCAGGGCGUGACGGAUUUCUGCAUCAUCGAAAAGGGCGGGGAUUAUGGUGGAACAUGGUACUGGAACAGAUACCCCGGAGCACAAUGCGACAUAGAGUCAUAUAUCUACAUGCCAUUGUGCGAGGAGUUGAAGGUUAUGCCCACGGAAAAGUAUGCCCGCGGUCCAGAGCUUCAAAAACAUGCCAGGACCAUCGCGGACCAUUUCGGGCUUCAGGAACACACGCUGUUCCAAACUAUUGUUAAACGACUCGCCUGGGAUGAUGACGCUGCUGUGUGGAUCGUCGAAACCAAUAGAGGAGACCAGAUUCAAGCGAAGUGGAUCGUUCAAGCCCCGGGACCUCUUCACACUCCCAAGUUCCCAGGUGUUCCAGGUAUCGAGCUCUUCAGGGGCAAAAGCUUCCACAGUUGCCGCUGGGACUAUGAGUACUCCGGCGGCACACCUGAAAACCCAGAGUUGACCAAGCUCAAAGACAAGCGAGUCGGAAUCAUUGGGACCGGAGCCACAGCCAUUCAAAUUGUGCCCAACAUUGCAUCUUGGGUGAAAGAACUCUACGUCUUCCAGAGGACACCUUCCUCAGUAGACGUCCGAGGCAAUAGACCAACCGAUGCUGAGUGGGCGAAGACUCUCACUAAAGGUUGGCAAAAGUACCGUAUGGAAAACUUUGCCACUCUUGUCUCGGGUGGCCAUGCUGACGAGGACCUGGUUGCUGAUGGCUGGACCGACAUCCUUCGGUCACUGGCCGGGUUCUAUGGCACCGGCAGCGAUGCAGAAGACCCCGCUGCAGUGGCUGCGAAAAUGCAGCUGGCUGAUUUCAAAAAGAUGGAGUCCAUCCGUCAUCGGGUGGACAGUCUUGUCAAAGACCCCAAAACGGCCGAGGCCCUCAAGCCGUGGUACAAUCAGUUCUGCAAACGUCCUUGCUUCCACGAUGAAUAUUUGCAGGCCUUCAACAAUCCAAAUGUCCACCUAGUGCAUACAGAUGGCAAAGGCGUUGAUCGAAUCACAGAAGAGGGCAUCGUCGCAAACGGUGAGGAGACGAAACUCGACUGUAUCAUCUAUGCCACGGGAUUCGAAUUCGCCGGUGACUUUUCCGGUCGCUUCGGCGUUGAGGUUGUGGGAAGAGGAGGUCAAACUUUGUCCCAGAAGUGGAAAGACGGGGCGUCAACCUUCCAUGGCUGGUCAACUCACGGCUUCCCCAACAUCAUGACCCUGACACCGCUUCAAUCUGGAUCGAUUCCGAAUUUCACUCACAACGUGGUGUUCAUGAUGCCUCACCUGGAAUAUCUAAUUCAACAGUGCAAGAAAAAGGGCAUCAAGACAAUGGAGCCCUCCAUCGAAGCUGAAGAGGCGUGGGUCAAAGAGACUGUCGCGCUUGGGUCAGCACGCGGUGACUUCUUGAAAGAGUGCACUCCAGGUUAUCUUAACGACGAAGGCGUUGUGAACGAGUCUACGCUUAGAAACCAGCCCUACGGAGGUGGUGCACCAAAAUUCAAUCAGCUACUCGGUGACUGGAGGAAGGCUGACAAGCUUCAGGGCAUGAUCAUUACCUAUGAGGACAAAGUUCGUGAUGGAUCUGAGCACCGUUGACUUCGGAUCCCGAGGGCGAUAGUAGCUUGACCUUGAACGAUG
Exophiala oligosperma is the source of this 1950-nucleotide messenger RNA. RefSeq lists its product as uncharacterized. NCBI's taxonomy places the organism in Eukaryota, Fungi, Ascomycota, Eurotiomycetes, Chaetothyriales, Herpotrichiellaceae. The transcript has 2 exons. The coding region runs from base 1 to 1908 and encodes 635 amino acids. The record is from RefSeq and is a predicted model, not a curated record.